UUGUCUCUGGGAUUAUAAUACCGUUGGCAGGGACCAUGGAGGACCCCGAUGGAAAAGGCUUAGUGGCCAUCCGUUAUGGAGCUCAGACUGUUGACCCAGUGACGGGCACGUUGGCCACAGUAGUUGGUGCCAGGUUGGAUGUGUCCAGAAAAACGGUUCCGGUCACAGCUUCCUACUGGCUAACAGUGGCGGAUCAAACAGAUAGUGUGCAGGUAGAGGCGCUGCAGAGAGAGGUGUGUGUGCGAAACACUUACUGGCAGCAGCAGAGGCAGAGGGAGGAAGAUAUUCUCUCUGAUCUGGAUUCAGCUCUAUUCCAGUGUCUCUUUAGAGUUACAGAAGCAAACUCUUAUCAGGUCCAGUGGUCAGGGCGGCAGCUGAAGGAAGCAGCCGUGGAGCUGCAGGAUUCAGCGCAGGCCGAGGUGCAGAGGAGAGCAGCUCAGAGCUCCCACUUGGCUCUGAUCUUGCCUCCGCAUGUAUCACACAUCCUCACAUUGGGUGAUGAGCAGGAGUGGGAUCGGCAGUGUGUUUGGCACUCAGAGCUUGUGUCGGGCCUUGAUAAGCUGGAUGUGUGUAUGGAGCAGCUACAACAAGACCAAGAAAAAUGGACAACACAUGGAGGAGACUGGACUACUACCUUCCAUGCAAUGGACAGAGAGCUGAGGCAGAGAGAGUUGUGGGAGCAGUGUUGUUCCAGACAGACAGAGUUGGAGGUUGCUCUAAAUGCUCUGCACUUUGUCAGGCACCUUUCUCAGCUCCGUGCCGACACUGCUCAGGCAGUACUAUGUGGGAAUUUUUGCUACAAGGAAUAUGGUCUGUUCCAGUGCAGUGGACACAAGCCAACUGUUGGGGUCAGGGGUUUACUUCAACAGAUGGCUUUGCCUCUGCUGGAGAGACUAAACCAGCUCCUGGAAGAUAAACAGCCUGACAGCUUCACCCCCAACACCUGCAAUCAGCACAUUUCUGGUUCAAAGCAGGCAUACGGGCUGGAGAUACCCUCUAGAGUUUGGACAGCCUCUGUGCCCGUGGUGAAAGGAAUCUCCACCCAGUCUUUGAGGGAGCCCGUGAAUUUAGCUCAAUCCCAGGACUCUGGUCUGCAGGCCAGCUCAGCACCGACACAAAACUCACAACGACACAACGCUUCUUCUGGCAUUCACUCCCAGGAGAGCCAGCCGAUGAAAGAGUCUGCUCAGCCUAGCACAUAGUAUCUCUGUCCCCGAAAUUCCAGAAGAAGAGUGGACAAAGCUACUCCAGCUCUCUCCUCUGUUCCAGCUGUUGAAGGGGAUGGAGCUCCAGAUGAAGGGCUGGGCCUGUGGGGCUGG
This is a messenger RNA of Cottoperca gobio, 1319 nucleotides long. RefSeq lists its product as uncharacterized. The record is from RefSeq and is a predicted model, not a curated record. Bases 36 to 1202 code for a protein of 388 amino acids. NCBI's taxonomy places the organism in Eukaryota, Metazoa, Chordata, Actinopteri, Perciformes, Bovichtidae. The transcript is spliced from 11 exons.